Molecule: messenger RNA, 4230 nt
Organism: Filobasidium floriforme
Lineage: Eukaryota; Fungi; Basidiomycota; Tremellomycetes; Filobasidiales; Filobasidiaceae
Exons: 9
Coding region: 232-4152 (1306 amino acids)
Biological process (GO): nuclear division
Cellular component (GO): cytoplasm; nucleus
Molecular function (GO): mRNA binding
Source: RefSeq, a predicted model, not a curated record
UGAUCCUUGUCACACUCUGACAGCGUCUCGAGAUACCCUCUGUCUCUCUCUCUCUCCCAUACCAUACUCUGAACAUCCAAGUCUUGCCAACAGGUCCUGGUACUUCGACCCUAUCCGAUACCUCCCCAACGUCGGUCUAGCUCUUUCCCGCUCUUGUCACCGGUCUUUGCGCACCCCGCUACACCUAUACGGAACACCUUCGUCACAACGUCGUUGUCAAACAUAGCAAAUAUGGCCACACUCUCUGCAGCUGAACUUCAAAGGAGACACGGUCUCGAGGGAGCUCCCGAUCCGUUCCCCAGCAUGGCCCCUCAGGCUGCUCCUGUCAAGAGCGCUGCCAAAGGGUCCGCCACUCCUGUCGAUACCGAAUCUGAGGAAGCUUUCCCAGCUCUCGGUGGUCCUGCCCCUGCUGCUUCGGCUGCUCCUAAGGCGUCUAUGUGGUCCUCCGCUUCGUCCAAGAUCAAGACUCGUGCUCCCGCUCAGUCGGCUCCGGGCGGUCUCGGUAGGACCGGCGGACCCAGCUCGUCAACUUUGCCGGCCUCCAUCUCGUUCUCGCUGCCCAUCGCUAGCAUCACCUUGACCCCCAAGGCCUUUUCGGAACUCUCUAAAAAGGUCCAGGAGCAAUACGGAUGCACCAUCGAGGCUUCCACCCAGAUGCGAGCCGGGCUCAAGACCUUUUUCGUCCGAGGUCCCGACGAUAGAAAGGUCUCGUCUGCCCGUAAAUUGAUCGAGCGUGGUGUCAGCAAGGUCGAGACCUCUACCCUCGACGUGCCCCUGUCCACCUUGGGAACGAUCAUCGGACCCAAGGGAUCGACCUUGAAGACCGUCACCGAUGCUACUGGCUGCAAGAUCGACAUUCCCCGUCGUGAGAACCUCCCCGCCGCUCCUGCUCGUGCCGCUGCCAAUGACGACGAUGAGGCCGAUUCCGAGGACGACGAGGAACCCGAAGAUCCUUCGGUUCCCAUCUCGCUCACCGGUCCCACGCCUGCCAUCGCCGAAGCCAAGUCCAAAAUUCUCGCGCUCAUUCACGACAAGGUUUCGCACACCUCGGUCAAGAUCAAAGAUAUCCCCUCGGAUUUUUACCCCUUCAUCUCGGGACCUCAGGGUUCAAAGGCUAGGGAAUUGGAGGACAGCGUCGGGGAAGGACAGGUCCAGAUCCACGUUCCUCCUCCUGGCGUUUGGAGGUCGUUGGAAAAGCAAGCUGAUGCUGCCGAGUUGAGCGGCGAUGCCGACCAGACGAUCAAGGAGAAGAAGCGCGACCUUAGUAUUCGGGUUCAGGGUGACAGGGAAAAGGUCUCGGCCGUCGUCGAGGAGAUCAGGAGACGGUACGCCGAGAUCCAGGAGACCAGCCAGACCCUGUCCAUCUCGAUCCCCAAGAGACAGCACCGAUUCCUGGUCGGGUACGCCGCCGACGAGAUUCUCGAGCAGACCGGAUGCAUCGUCGACUUGCCCCCUAUCGAGGACCCGGCUGACGAAUGUAUCAUCCGAGGACCUGCCGAGAACCUCGCCCCGGCCUUGACCCUCGUCAUCUCCAAAGCCAACGCCAUCUCGGUCGGAACCGUUGACCUCGUCGCUCAGCACAGGAGCGCCACCUCGGAUCCCUUGAGCCACGCCAAGACCGUCUUGCGAUACCUGUUGAGGACGUCCAAGCUUCGCCAGAUCGCCGAUGCUCAUUCCGGCGUCAAGGUCUACCCUCCCUUCCAGGCUGCGGUCGAGUCGGCCGGCACGGUCGUGAUCGAGAUUGUUGGUGCCGACAAGCAGGAGACCAACAAGGCCAAGGAAGAGGUCACCGCCGCCGUCAAGGCCAUCACUCCUGCUCAUGUCAAGCCGGUCGAGAUCGACUUUGCCGUCCACAAAUUUUUGAUCGGAAAGAAGGGUGCCAAGAUCGGACAGUUCGAGUCCGCUCACAACGUCCGAGCCGUCUUCCCUCCCGCUUCCGACGAGUCCUCUGCCGUCUUGCUCGUGUUUGAGGGCGACGAGACCAGCCUUCCCAAGGACAAGAAGCAGAAAGAAGCCAAGCUCGCCGAGUCGCUCAGCAAGGCUGCUUCCGCUAUCACUGAUUUGGCCAAGGAGGCCGCUGACGUCAAGACCGAAACUUUGAACAUUGACCAAAAAUGGCACAGGCACAUUAUCGGACCGGGAGGCAGUGUUCUCCGAGCGCUUCUCGGGGAGGACCAGCUCGCUACGGUUACCGUGGGCAGCAAGGAUUCUUCGGCUCCUCAGGACGUCGUCGUGGUCCGUGGCCCUAGCACCGAGGUCGACCGACUGGUUCCCGCCAUCUUACAAGUUGUUGAGGACUCGAAGAACGACGACCUGAUCAACGGGUUCAAUCAGGAAUUCACUGUGGACAAGCGACACGUUCCUCAUCUGGUCGGGUCUUCGGGAUCCGCUAUCAACAAGCUGCGAGAAUCUUUAUCCGUCCGAAUCAACUUUGACGAUGACGAGUCUGCCUCUAAAAAGUCCAGCAAGAACGCCGUUGUUCAUUGCAGGAUUAUCGGUCGAAAGGAAGCGGUCGAGGAGGCCAAGAAGCGAUUGCUCGCACAGGUCGAGCGACUGGAAGAUGAGACCACCGAGAUCCUGAACAUCAAGAAGGCUUUGCACCCUGCUUUGAUCGGAGCUAGCGGCAAGUACGCUAUCAGGCUCGAGGAGAAGUAUGCCGUCAAGAUCACCUUCCCUCGAGAUGGCAAGGAUGGCGAAGAGGCCAAGGCUGGUCUCAAGCCCGACGAGGUUCAGGUCCGCGGUGGAAAGAAGGGUGUCGCCGGUGCCAAAGCCGAGCUCUUGGAGGCUGCCGAAUUCGAGAAGGAGUCCAACCAGUCUGCCACCUUCACCGUUCCGACCAGCGCCAUCGCCCGUAUCCUCGGAAAGGGUGGAAACACGAUUAACAGUAUCAAGGAUGACACUGGCGCUCAGAUUGACGUCGACAAGACUUCGGACGAGCAGACAACUGUCACCGUACGUGGAGAUAAGAAGGCUAUUGCUGCUGCCAAGUCGAGCAUCCAGUCGAUAGCUGCCGAGGUUGCCGAUCGCGCUGAUGAGUCGGUCACGAUUGACCCUAAAUACCACCGCAACUUGAUUGGCCCUGGUGGUCAACGACUCCGAGAUCUGGUUAUGAAGGUCGGCGGUACCGAAGAACAGUCGCGACAGGCUGGUCUUAUCAACUUCCCUCGAGCUGGCGAUGCCUCUCCCGAUGUUGUUAGACUUCGAGGGGACAAGGACCUCGUCGCGAAGCUCAAGGCCGAGCUGGAGCGCACCGUCGAGACUCUGCAGAACCAGGUUGUUCUCGGUGUUGCGGUCCCUGCGGCUCAGCACGCCAUCAAGAUUGGUCGAGGUGGUUCUGCUCUGCAGGAUUUGCAAAAGAAGACUGGGGCAACCAUUCAAUUCCCUGGCUCGCGGCAAUACAACUCGGCCGGUGAGCCCGAGAACGCCAGCGAAUUGUCAGAAGUCCCGCCCAACGAAUUGGUCAAGGUCAUUGGUACCCGUGAAGCCUGUCAGCAAGCUAUCGAGGCCUUGUCCACUGCGUCCGAAACUCCUUCGCGGUCACGGACCCCUGUCGGAAGGAACAGUGGAGGAGCGUCUAGCUCUCGUGCGGUGUCGGUUCCGGCCAAGUUCUUCUACGCUCUGACCGACCAAGGCUUCUUGGCUCGACAGCUUCGUCAAUCGGGAAUCCAGCUCGACUUGCCUUCCAACGCUCCUGCCAAACCCGAAGCUCGUCGACCGGCUGUUCCUGCCAAUGAGCCCGGUUCCAAGACUGCCCGUAUCGAUGAAGACCAAGAAGAGGCUGGCGAUGGUGCCAUUAACUACGCUUUCGAGGAGUACGACGCUUUCGAAGGCUUCCCCGAGGAGGACCUCGAGUUCAACCUGCGUGGACGAGAGGAGCUUCUGGAACGGGGCGAAAACAUCAUCAAGCAGAUGAUUGAAAAGGUCUCUGCCGCCAACAAGGUAGGAGUCCUGGCCGGAAUCCCUAGGAGCGCUUUCCCUCGUAUCAUCGGUUCAAAGGGUGCUACUAUUGCCCGACUUAGAGCCGAGACCGGAGCGGAGAUUCAGGUCGGCAAGCAGGACGACUACAUCACUCUGACCGGAGACUCGGAAGCCGUCGGCUUUGCCAGGGACGCGAUUAUCAGCAUUGCAUCGCGACGGGGGCAGCGCUUCUGAACAGACAAUCAUAAUGUAACUACACCCUUCUGACGUUGAUUGUGAAUGCAAAAUAUCCGCAUGGUUCAUCUCUGUAUA